This is a messenger RNA of Neoarius graeffei (lesser salmon catfish), 2735 nucleotides long. RefSeq names its product La ribonucleoprotein 6, translational regulator a (gene larp6a). The record is from RefSeq and is a predicted model, not a curated record. Gene Ontology annotation, molecular function: mRNA binding. Gene Ontology annotation, biological process: RNA processing. NCBI's taxonomy places the organism in Eukaryota, Metazoa, Chordata, Actinopteri, Siluriformes, Ariidae. Gene Ontology annotation, cellular component: nucleus. The transcript is spliced from 3 exons. Bases 1 to 2040 code for a protein of 679 amino acids.
AUGCAGGUUUUAGUGAACGCCUUCUUGCGCUUUCUGUCCUUCCUGCUUCCUCCCUCUUGGCUCCAGCUCGCGUUUCGGUGGUGGGUUGGGGGAGACGAGUGCGGAGGCUCUCCGUGGCCCAAUCGCGGCUCUGCUUUCGCGCGUACAAAGCCUCUUAUUGCGCACGAGGAAGUGACAGCGCGAGGCGACUCCCGUCCUCCCGGUCGAGUCUCGGUCGCUGCUGCGCCUCCUGCGCUCUCCGCCGCCACUGGUGCUACCACCACCACCACCACCACCACUUCUUUUCCGCCUCCUCCUCCUCCGGACAGCCCACGAUUUCCGUGGCCCCGAUUCCAGGAAGCCGUGGAGCUCGUCUUGGCGGCUCCGUCGGUCAUUCCUGAGCGCCGGUGCCAAGACGCACCGGGUGAUCCUCAUCCAGGAGGCGCCAUCGAGGACACCGGAGCACCGUGUAGAGCGCGCUCGUCCGACACGGUCAUGAGCGCGGCUACGGAGCUGCCGAACCCAGUCGAAGUCGUGGGCACCGUUACCAUCACCUCCUCCUCUUCUUCUUCUUCCUCCUCCUCCUCCGCCGCCGCGUCCGGUUUCCCGGACCACCGCCUGCGAGAGAUGGGGACUCCGGUAACCAUAACCGUGGCUAUCCAGGCGGCCGAGGAUGAGGAACCUGAUGAAGAGGAAACGAUCAAUAGUGAGGACGAAAUCAUCAGGCACGAGAAAUCCAGUGGUGCUGGAACGAGUGGUGGAGAGCUGGAGGAGGAGAGCUGGCAGCCCCCGGACCCUGAACUGACCCAGAAGCUCAUCGCUCAGAUUGAGUACUACCUGUCUGAUGAGAACCUCGAGCACGAUGCCUUCCUGCUCAAGCACGUCCGGCGCAAUAAGCUGGGCUUCGUCAGUGUCAAGCUACUGACGUCCUUCAAGAAGGUAAAGCAUUUGACAAGGGACUGGAGGACGACGGCAUACGCGCUGCGCCAUUCCACCCUACUGGAGCUGAAUGAAGAAGGUCGGAAAGUUCGCCGCAGGACGAGCGUACCGGUGUUUGCCAGCGAGUCUUUGCCGAGCCGCAUGCUGCUCCUAAGUGAGCUGCAGCGCUGGCCUGAGCUAGGUGUAGCUUUGGCAGGUGGAGGUGGGGCUGGAGAGGGGAGCCCUGGUGCGAACCCAGCUCAGCAGGAGCGGCUCAUGGAGCUUCUGCUCAAGGCCUUUGGUGCGUAUGGCCCGAUUGCCUCGGUACGUGUUCUGAAGCCUGGCAAAGACCUGCCACCUGAUCUGAAGAAGCUGAGCGGGCGCUACUCGCAGCUAGGCAAUGAGGAAUGUGCCAUCGUCGAGUUUGAGGAGGUGGAGGCGGCUGUGAGGGCGCACGAGGCCUACGCAGGCCAGCAGGAAGAUGGGAAGGGCUCAAUGGGGCUUAAGGUGGUGCUGAUUGGCACCAAGCCACCUAAAAAGAAGGUACCCAAGGAGAGGCAGCGGGAGGAGAAUGGAAAUGGAGGAGGAGGAGGAGGAGGAGGAAUGCGCAAGAGCCGCUCGCUGAACAGCCGCGUACGUGAGCUUCAGUAUCACGGAGAAGACUCUGCCUGCAGCUCCUCCGAAACGGAAAGCAACCCGACCUCGCCUCGCCUCGGCCGCAAGUCCCGUUCGUGCAACAAGCUGAGUCCUGGCGGCUUCCACUUAAGCCCAGCUGUGUCUCCCCGCUCCAGUCCAUGGAACAGCCCACGAGCUAGCCCUUGUGCUCAACGUAAAGCCCUUCCUAAUGCCCGUUCACCCCUGGCCACUGAGGGCAGGUUGAGUCCUGAGGCCGGGCGCCGCUGGGCUGAUUAUUCCUCGGACAGCAGCUUGACUCCUUCAGGAAGCCCAUGGGUACAGCGCAGGAAGCAGGUGGCCAGUCAGGAGAGCAGCCCAGUGGGGAGCCCCAUGCUGGGCAGAAAAAUCCAGAAUGCAGACGGCCUUCCCCCUGGCGUCGUGCGCCUGCCCAGGGGUCCGGAUGGCACGCGUGGGUUUCACGCAGUCUUGGUGGCAGAACGGGGCAAAACUGCAGCCACGCAAACCUGACUCGAACCAGGGGGAGCCUCGUUUCUCCCAAAACGGCAGUACUGAACCCUUAGCAGUGAGGUUUACGCAUCAUACACCACAUGGUGAGGCAUCAUUCUGCAAAAAUGGACCACUGAUCUGUUGCACAUCAUUUGUCUGUUUAUUUGUCUUUGUAUUUUUAUAUUGAUUGAUUUCUUUUGUUUUUGUUUUAUAUGGACGUUAUCAGACUUGGUUUGGUAUUACAAGAAAUGGGAGAGCAAAUGUCAAAUCAGUCCAUACAGGAUAAAGAAAAUCUUUAUUUUUGUCCGUUUAUUGAUGUGGAUGGUCAUUUAGGUAGAUUUGAUGGAUCACUUAAUGCCUUGCUGCACUUGAAGAAAAAAAAAAAGCAAUGAAACAAAUUGUGACCAUAGAUUCUUUCCUGAAUUAGGCUUGAAUAGUAAUCGCUUCAGAAAAGGUUGUCCGUUUUAUAAUUUUCUUCCUUUUCUGGUUCUUUUAAGGGAUUACUAUUUUAGCAGGGAUGUGUUUCCUAGAACCUGAAGCCGUUUUGUUCCGGUGUAGCCUGUAAGGGACGGGAGGUAAUGAGGCUCCGGCGUGUAAAUAUGCUUUCCUUUUGCCUUUCCAGUUGAAUGGGGGGCAAAGUACUGCACAUUUCCUACUGUACAAAAUAAAUCACUGCAAUGGCAUUCAUCUGGUGUUCAUUGCCUCUCCAACUUGAA